AUGGAGGAAAGCGGCAUCAUCGAACCGCUCCCAGACGAGGAACUGUCCGAGGCAGGGCGCGAGGUCACCUCGGAUUAUGACCCGAGUGACGAGGAGACCACAUUUGGUUCGUUGACCUCGAGCGUCAGUGGCCAUGUCUGGGAAUACGGAAGACGCUACCAUGCCUUCCGAUACGGGAGAUAUCCCAUACCGAACGACGAGGAGGAAUACAAAAGGGAAGCACUGAGGCACGCGAUGCUGAAGGAUCUCCUGAGCGGCAAGUUGUACUUGGCGCCGCUCGGCGACAGUCCUCACAAAAUCAUCGACCUGGGGACUGGAUUCGGGGAAUGGGCCAUCGAAGUCGGUGAAGCCUUCCCGAGCGCCAAAGUAACUGGUGUAGACCUGUCGCCUAUUCAACCCCACUGGAUUCCGCCCAAUGUCGAGUUCAUUGUGGACGAUAUCGAGGACGAAUGGGUCCAUGCCAACGACUACGACUUUGCACACUUCCGCUUCGUCAACAGUCUCCUCAGAGACAACACGGCGAUGUUUCGGAAGGUCUUUCAGGUCCGCAUCAGGAACCUCAAGCCAGGAGGCUGGGUCGAGGUCCAGGACAUUUGCCCGCAGGUUCUGUCUGACGAUGACACGAUUCCAACCGACUAUCCCAUCAACAAGUUCUACGACAUGGUAAUACCAGUACUCCAAGACAAGUACGGAUUCCAGAUCAGGGUUCUAGAGAACCUGCCGAAUCUCCUGGAGAGUUUGGGCUUCGUCAACGUACAAAGGAAGGUAUUCCACAUGCCCCUCGGCGAAUGGGCCCGGGAUGCCCACCUGAGGCUCCUCGGUGGCUACUUCAAGGAGAUCAUGAUGGACUUUUUCGGUGCCAUGGCAGCGCGGCCGCUCGUCGAAGCCGGAUAUGAGAGGGAGGAGAUUGCGGAGUUGCUCAGCAAUACCACGGCGGCUGCGAGCAAUCGGCGCAUCCACGCUUACAUGCCGGUACAUUUUGUCUGGGCUCAGAAACCGCCGGCCUGA
This is a messenger RNA of Chaetomium strumarium, 1008 nucleotides long. Its product is annotated as S-adenosyl-L-methionine-dependent methyltransferase. NCBI's taxonomy places the organism in Eukaryota, Fungi, Ascomycota, Sordariomycetes, Sordariales, Chaetomiaceae. Bases 1 to 1008 code for a protein of 335 amino acids. The transcript is spliced from 4 exons. The record is from RefSeq and is a predicted model, not a curated record.